Molecule: messenger RNA, 4813 nt
Organism: Erpetoichthys calabaricus (reedfish)
Lineage: Eukaryota; Metazoa; Chordata; Cladistia; Polypteriformes; Polypteridae
Gene: fbxl18
Product: F-box and leucine-rich repeat protein 18
Exons: 5
Coding region: 230-2383 (717 amino acids)
Biological process (GO): SCF-dependent proteasomal ubiquitin-dependent protein catabolic process
Cellular component (GO): SCF ubiquitin ligase complex
Molecular function (GO): protein binding
Source: RefSeq, a predicted model, not a curated record
GCCAAUACAAAUUAGUCGGAAGUUCCUCACCAUCUUCGGCGGAAGUAAGCUUUUGUCCCACCGCCUAGACCGUCCGUGUCUGCUUCUCCUGCAAGAAGAUUUUUUUUUAUUGUCAACAAGCGAUUAAGAGAUGUUUUGAUUUAUUAUAUUUUAUUUCUUAUUUUCACUUCAAGUUGCAUAUAUAGAAGUUUAUUUGGUCUGUUCUUGAAGCCUGUGUUUGCUCCGCGAAAUGGACUGUCAGGAAGCAGAGGAGAUGGCCUCUGAGGAUCCAGUGCCAAGAAAUGGCAUCGGGCUGACUGAAUUCUCUGAUGAAAUCUUGCUGAAUAUUCUCAAGUUUGUGCCUCGCUAUGAUUUAAUCCUUAGCAUGAGGAAAGUGUGUAAAAAGUUUGCUAAUUUAUGCUUGGAUAAAAGCCUUAUUAGCAAAGUACUGCUAUCCAGAGACUACCAGGUAAAUGACAAUAAAGUGAAAGAAAUGGUUAAAGAAACAGCUACCAAAAUUCAGGAGUUAAAUGUUAGUGGGUGCUACUGGCUGUGUCCACAAACAAUUGACCAGAUAUCCAGAUGUAAGAAUUUGGUCAGACUGGACUUGUCGGACUGUCGAUUGACCUCUCUACGUUUGUCAAAAAUGCUGUCCUGUCUUCGGUCUCUGCACUCUUUGGCCAUCGAUAUUAACCAUGGUUUUGACUCCAGCCAACUCAGCAGUGAGAGUAAAGCAACGCUUAGCCAAGUGACAGAGCUCAAGCAGACCUUAUACACACCAUCCUACGGAGUUGUGCCUUGCUGUACAAAUUUGGAAAGACUUCUUUUAUAUUUUGAAAUUAAUGACUACACCAGAGAUGGCACAAUGGUUUCCUGUCAGCUAAUGGUGGGCCAGAGCAGUGUCCCACACUACGAGAACCUCAAUAUUUUUUAUGCUAGGUUGGCACCUGGCUAUGUCAAUCAGAUUGUGAUGAGACUUUAUCUAGCAGUUUUCAGUGUUCGGGUACCUGAAAACCUGCGUGCCUUUGUCAUUUCCAUCCCUGGAAAUUUCCCCGAAAGUGGAGCAGCAGCAAAAAACAUUUUAGAGGGUAUGGCAAAAAAUGCUGCCCUGGAAUCCUUGCAGCUGCCUAAGACGUGGGUGGAUAGUACUUCUUUCCUACAGAAUUUAAAACUUACUGCACCUUCUUAUUUAAAUUUUAGUCGCUGCAUGGUGUUGGGCAGCCAUUUGAUUCACCGAAUGCUGAAUGAUGGCAAGGACUUCAGGUCUCUUAUAAGUCUGAAUCUCAGUGGAUGUAUACACUGCCUUUCCACAGACUCCUCCCGAAAUGCUGAUGAUGAUAUUGACUGGGAAGUGCCAGAAACGCUAGUAAGCGCAUGCCCUAAUUUACAAAACCUCAACUUGACGGCCGCCCAUCAUCAUAGUCAUCAGGGUUCUGGAAAGCAUUUGUGUGCUAUCUUGGCCAAACUGAAGAAUCUGCAUUCUUUGGCAUUACCAGUGUGCAGCAUUUCAGAUGAGGUAAAAAACUCUGGUUCACCUCCAGCCCAUAGUGUGCAGCCAUCAGGACAUUCGCUCACUUUUGGCUUUAAAAAGAAUAUUAGAAUUGGCGUUAAAACAUACCACCCUAAAAACAGCUUGGAGCAGUCAGACCAGAAUUCUCCAAACUCAAGUUUUAGAGGUCUGCUUGAGGCUGUACCUUUUGUUUAUGAGAUCGAACUAAUAGGAUCAAGCUUUUCUUCUUCCAUGCCUCGCAAUGAGCCAGCUAUUCGUAAGGAGUUGCCACCAUGUCCUCAGGCAAAACAGAUCGGGGAUGAGGAGGUGGCAUGGCUUGGUCAUCUAAAACUCUUAAAAUCUCUGACCUUAGCACAGCUGCCUGGUGUCCUGAAUGGGGCUGGACUAUUACAGGUUGGCAUGAUGUGUAAAGAGCUGCGAGUGCUCUCUCUAGCAAAUUUGGGAAUGCUUAAAAAAGUAACAUACAUGCCAUACCUGAUUGAGUGCUUUAAGCACUGUAAGCAGCUGAAGGACUUGCGUCUUGAGCAACCAUACAUCAGUGCCAAUAUUCAGUUUUUCCAGGCCCUCACCCACUGUGUUGCUCUUGAACGUCUCUGCAUUAUUUCUCGUAACGGCACCUUUCAGCCAGAUGCGGUGAUGUUGUUCAUGGAGCACUGCUGUAAUGUAAUCAUGUUGCACAUGUUCAUGGGAGAAACCCUGGUAGCAAGUAAAAACAUGCAACAAGCUCUUCUACAAAGGUUUAAGGCCGAACGACCUGCACUGAAUGUGGUCAUUUACCCACUGCUGCAUGAAGGUCUUGCUGACGUCAUCAGAGAUGUUCCCCUUACACACCUGGAUGAAAUCACUUUGUUCAAGAGCCGCGUGGCCGAGGAGCCACCGAAACUGUGGUGGUAGACCGAAGAGCAUGUUCAUUUCAUUUGAAUAACUGGCUGAAAGUGAUACCGUGUACAGCAUCUGACAUCAUUUGUUCACUUCCCAAAUAUAAGCACUUGUAUACUGCACUAAGUUGCACUGUAGCUUAGCCAGCUCCGCUAAAUCCAAGGGCCUUGUUUAACGUAGAAAGUCUUUCAAUUGGCCGGAGAGGCUUGACAAUGUAGUGUGUUAAAUGGUUAUUUUAUAAAGGGUCAGCAUUGCCAGUUUAAAGCAUUACAGUGUUCCGUAUUUUUAACACUAACUAACGUCACUUAUACAUAAAGCACUUUGGUGUUAUUGUUUGACAUCAUUGAUGGUAACAGCCCAUAUAAAAUAUUUUGAUGCUGCUUGUGGGUUUUGCUCUUUAUAGCAGUGUGCUGUUAGCGCUCCAUCCCUGCCUCUUACAAACCAGCAGCACAGCCUGAGAUGUUUGUUUCUAUUGUGUACUGUAGUGUCUAAGCAGGAAAUCUUCUACUCAUGCAGAACGUCUGCGGCCUGUCAGGUGGAGGCUGGUGUGAGCUAUUACUCUUUCAUUACUUUCUAGCUGGUGUGAUUUUUCUCUACCCCCACCACCCCCCACUCCCACAGCGGUAACCGCAGAAGAACCUAUCAGCCUUAUUAAUGGUUCUGCCAGCUACAUUGUGAAGCCAGUGGACGUGUGAAUGCAAUGGCUAAUUUUGUAUCGAUCCCUUGUAAUUUGUGUUGAGCAGUUUAGGGAUGUCUUAGAGUGUGGAAAUCCGUAAUGAACAAGCCUUACUCCGAUCUGUUUAUUCUUUAUCUGUAGAGUUCACUUUCUCACAGCUGAAACGGUCUGGUCAGGUAAUACGGACCAGACGGCUGAAAAAACUUUCAUUGUUAAAGAGUUGGUCUGAACUUUGUAUGAAAACAUGCAUUGAUUUUUUCUUUCUUCUGAAAUAGUAUACAGACAUUGCAUUUCAAAAAUUAAAUGCAUUUUUUUUUGCAUUCAUAGGAUAUAAACACUAAAUGUGAUUAUUAUAAUUUUUUUUUUUUAAUUAAAGAAAUAGCAUAACAUUCUCUAGCUGGGUCCAAAGUUUUGGAAAUGGAAAACUGGCAAAUAUAUAUAUAUAUCAGUAUGUUUUCUAGAAAGAAUAAAUUGAUUUUGGUUCCUUGCUGUCGUGCUGCAUUCAUGUUUUACUUUUUGUAGACUGAAUAAUUCAAGAUUUUUUAAAAUUUAUUUAUUUUGGGGGGGGGGGGUAAUUUAAAGUCAUUCAUUUUUCUUAAAUUUUGUAAUUACGCCGAAAAUGACGAGUGGAAGCACAUAUGGGCUAUAGUUCUCAUGAUCCAAAAAUGAUUUAUGAACGAGCCUUUUCUUGCUAAAGGGAAGGCCAAACAGCCGACUUUCUAGUUCUGUUGGCUUCAAUGUUUUUUGAAUACUUUUGUUCGGAUCCUUUUGAUUUGUACAUUUUAAAUAUAAACUCUCUCUCUGUUUUUUUAAAGGUAAAUGGAUUUAUGAGACCUACCUAUUAAAAACGUAAUUACUUUGUGGAAAGCAGGUACAUUUAUCAUGAGUAUUAUUAAAGCAGCUCUUUAGAAGAAAAAAAAGUUUAAAUUUAUUUGGUUUUAGUUCUUUUUGUUCUUAUUUGUACAACUGGAAUGAAAUCAUGGAAAAUUAAUUAACUAAUGGAGUUUUUAAUGCAACAGAUAUAAUGUCUUAGAUGGUGGUAGUGAAGGGUCUAUUCAGAAAUCUAUUUUAUGCCAUGUUGGAUGACAAAACCUUUGAGGUAUGUAAAGAAUGAUACAGGGAAGAGGGUUUGUAUUUACCAGAAAUGAUUACUAGUUUAGAACGCUGCUUGUACAUUUUUGGUUCAUAUCCUGCAUUCCUUACAUGAAGGUCAGAAAUUACAGCUGCUUCAUUAUUGAGGUAAAUUCAACUCCAUUAAGUGGUCACUUUUGAUCAUUAAAUGAUCGCUUUCGAUUUUAUUCUUAUGCUUGUGAGUACCAUAUAAGGAUUGGCAGCUGGCGCUAGUGUUGCUGCUCUGUUAAAACCAAUGUUAGUGCUCUGAGCAGCGGGAUUUGAACUCGGUGUAAUGGCGUCAUUAUGGCCCUCACUGAGUACACCAGUAAUGGUCAGCAAGUGGUCUGUAAUGCAGCAUAUUACCGAGCUGUGCUGCACUGCCCAUGGAGGCAGAUACACUGAAUUAAAAUAUCUAUAGAAAGGGACUAAUGACAUGGGGGCCUUCCACCUUUCAAAUACCACUUGGUCCCAAAUGAAAUCUGAGACCACUUAAAUUUUUUUCCAAUAGACAUACGUAAAAACAAGCUCAUCCAAACAAAUUAAAAUUCUGCAGUAAGAAGGAGGCUGUGAACUGGUGCGACGUCUUUCAAGUCCGUUUACUGUUUUGUUAAGUUCUCUUUUAGUUGUUGGGAGUAUUUAAGCAGGGUUGUUAAAAA